This is a messenger RNA of Girardinichthys multiradiatus, 570 nucleotides long. RefSeq names its product retinol-binding protein 2-like. The transcript is spliced from 4 exons. The coding region runs from base 68 to 475 and encodes 135 amino acids. Gene Ontology annotation, molecular function: fatty acid binding. The record is from RefSeq and is a predicted model, not a curated record. Gene Ontology annotation, cellular component: nucleus; cytosol. NCBI's taxonomy places the organism in Eukaryota, Metazoa, Chordata, Actinopteri, Cyprinodontiformes, Goodeidae. Gene Ontology annotation, biological process: fatty acid transport.
CUCCCUUAGUUGGAAAAAAAGGAUCCAUAAGGCAGGCUGCUUCCUCCUCUCACACACUGCUGAAAAAAUGCCUGCAGACUACAAUGGACGCUGGGAGAUGGUGAGCAAUGAGAACUUCGGUGAUGUCAUGAAGGCUCUCGACAUCGACUUUGCCACCAGAAAGAUCGCUGCCCACUUGCACCAGACGAAAGUGAUUGUGCAGAAUGGUGACAAGUUUGAAACCAAGACCCUGAGUACCUUCAGAAACUACGAGGUCAACUACACUGUGGGGGAGGAGUUUGACGAGUACACAAAGGGCCUGGACAACAGGAACGUAAAGUCCCUGGUUACCUGGGAUGGGGACAAGCUGGUCUGUGUCCAGAAGGGGGAGAAAGCAAAUCGCGGCUGGAAGCACUGGAUCGAGGGAGACCUGCUGCACCUGGAGAUAUCAGUCCUAGACAAAGUCUGCCACCAAGUGUUUAAGAAGAAGGUGUAAAUGGAGAAAGAAGAAUAUGUGUGAAAAGCCCGACUACUAUUUCUGUUAUGUUGUGUUUAAUUGUGAAAAACUAUAUUAAAACCUUUUAAUACAAA